Saimiri boliviensis boliviensis (Bolivian squirrel monkey) is the source of this 514-nucleotide messenger RNA. RefSeq names its product resistin (gene RETN). Gene Ontology annotation, molecular function: hormone activity. Gene Ontology annotation, cellular component: extracellular region. The record is from RefSeq and is a predicted model, not a curated record. NCBI's taxonomy places the organism in Eukaryota, Metazoa, Chordata, Mammalia, Primates, Cebidae.
CAAAUAAAGAGCUUUGGUGCAGGAAUGUGUGUGUCAGAUCGGUCAGCUGAGCCCAUCGACAGGCACCCGCAGGAUGAAAGCUCUCUGUCUCCUCCUCCUCCCUGUCCUGGGGCUUCUGGUGUCUAGCAAGAAGCUGUGCUCCUUGGAUGAAGCCAUUGAUGAGAUGAUCCAGGAGGGCACCAGCUCCCUAAUAUUUAAGGCAGUAACGAGCAUUCGCCUGGAGUGCCAGAGCGUCACCUCCAGGGGGGACCUGGCUACUUGCCCCCAAAGCUUCGCCGUUACCAGCUGCACAUGUGGUUCCGCCUGUGGCUCGUGGGACGUGCGCGCCGAGACCACAUGCCACUGCCAGUGCGCGGGCAUGGACUGGACCGGAGCGCGCUGCUGUCGUCUGCGGUUCUGAGGUCGAGCGCAGCGCGUGCCCAGCGCGGUCGGAGGCGUCUCCAGGUCGGGAGGGGUGGGGGCGGAGCUGGUAAUAAACCUGGAGAUAAUGAUGAUGAUGAUGAUGAUGAUGGAG